UGGAAGGAACGGUUCGGAUUUCUGCGAUGGCGAGGGGAUAUCGACAACUCGGAUCUUGACGCGUAGGUACUGUUGUCGGAUGAGCGAAAGGUCGAGAGCGCUCGAGCCCUGGGACGUUGGAUUCUGCCAUAUUUGGAGGGCAUUUUGAUACCCUUUCCUUCGAGGAAGAGGAAGAUACGAACCUCCUCCGGGCUGAAGGGUUCCGACUUUUCUUGAGCUCCGGAGGCGGGAGACGAGAUUUCUUAUUGGGUAAGCUUGAUUGGGUGAACCAAGGAACAGCCGUGGUUCAGAUAAGUUUCUCGCUCUCUUCUCCGAAUGAUUUGCUGUCCCUUUCGUUGAUUCUCGUGGGAAAGAUUGGAUCUUUGGAUGCAAGAUUUGAGUUGAGAGGAUCUUUCUGAUGGUUCUGGUGGGUUAGACAGAGAGAUUUGACUUUUAUCCUGGGGCUAUAGGUCUUUUACCUCGUUCUUUGGGUGAUUGAUGAAAACCGUUCGUUUCAAUAGGAUCCCAUUCGCUGCCUUGGCGCGUCGUCGAACAUUUUAAUCUGUAUUUUUUUUUUCCCUAUUGGUGAUAUACGUUUUCUUAUAACAAUAGCAAUCAAAAGAAAAUAACUGAUUGGAAAAAGAUUUAGGAAUUGGUUAUUCUUGUGAAAUAGAAAUGGGUAAGCCACCUGCUAAGAAGAAGAGUUCGGGCGGUAAACUGAAUGAUGCAACCUUGAAGCACUGCAAAUCCUGUGAUUAUAGCUCGAAGGUCUUCGAUGAGGACACCACAAUCUUCAUGGACAUGGCUCGUGAUAUGAAAGAGGAGGGCAACAAGUUGUUCCAAAAGCGGGAGUACGACAGAGCGCUAUUGAAAUAUGAGAAAGCCAUCAAACUGCUUCCAAAGAACCACAUUGAUGUUGCGUACCUCCACAGCAACAUGGCGGCUUGUUAUAUGCAGAUGAGCCCUGAGGAGUACCACCAAGCAAUCAGCGAAUGUAAUCUCGCCCUCGAGGUCUCACCCAAGUACAGCAAAGCUCUCCUGAAGAGGGCCAAGUGUUUUGAAGCAUUGAACAGGUUGGAAUUGGCCUGUAAAGACAUUGAUCUAGUUUUGAGUUUGGAGCCAAACAAUCUCACGGCAACGGAGAUUUCUAAACGAGUGAAGGAGGAGAUGGAGAGAAAGGGCAUCACAUUGGAUGAUAAGACACUUUUUCCGCUCCCAGAACCUCUGACGGUGAAAGAGAAGCCAAAAAAGAAGAAGUGCCAUAAAUCAGAGGAGAAAGUAGUAGUUGUGGAGGAGAAACAUGCUAAAGUUAAAGAAGAACCUAUGAAGAGCAUCAAGUUAGUUUUCGGGGAAGACAUAAGAUGUGCUCAGAUACCAGCUAAUUGUACAAUGUUGCAGUUGAGAGAGAUUGUCGUUAACAAAUUUCCGAGCUUGAAGGCUGUCCUUAUCAAAUAUAAGGAUAAAGAGGGUGACUUGGUGACAAUAACUACGUCUGACGAGUUGAGGUGGGCGGAAGAAUCUUCGGAACCACAGGGGUCGGUCAGACUUCAUAUAAUAGAAGUUGAUCCUGAGCAUGAUCCUUUACUUGUAGAGGCAAAGAAAGAAUCUUCGAGGAAGCUGGACAGAAGCAUCUCUAGAAAUCGGAGCAUCAAAUGUGAUGACAUCAAGGUUUCUUCAGUCUGUGUUGAUGACUGGAUUGUGCAAUUCGCUCAGCUAUUCAAGAACCAUGUUGGUUUCAAUUCUGAUGCGUAUCUGAAUCUUCAUGAGUUAGGAAUGAAACUAUAUUCAGGGGCAAUGGAAGAGACUGUCACGAGCGAAGAGGCGCAAGAAAUUUUUGAACUUGCUGAGGAGAAAUUUCAGGAAAUGGCAGCUCUGGCCUUGUUUAACUGGGGAAAUGUUCAUAUGUCUCGAGCAAGGAAGAGGUUGUUCUUGUCAGAAAAUGCUUCAAAGGAAUCAAUGCUGGCACAAGUCAAAGCUUCAUAUGACUGGGCUCAGGGCGAGUACAUCAAAGCAGGACAGCGUUAUGAUGAAGCUUUGAAAAUUAAGCCUGACUUCUGUGAAGCUCUUCUUGCACUUGGACUGCAACAUUUUGAGCAAGCAAAGCUUUCAUGGUGUUAUGCAAUUGGAAGCAAGGCAGAUCUGGAGAAGUGGCCUUCAUCAGAAGUCCUAGAGCUAUUCAACCAUGCUGAGGAUAACAUUGAAAAGGGAACAGAGAUGUGGGAGGAGAUAGAAGAGCAGCGAUUGAAGGAACUUAAUAAAGCCAAUGAGGAAAGAAUCUUAUUGCAAAAGAUGGGCUUGGAAGACUACUUCAUAGAGCUUUCGAAUAAUGAAGCUGCAGAACAGGCUUACAACAUGAGAGCUCAGAUAAAUUUACUAUGGGGAACCAUGCUUUAUGAGCGGUCUGUUGUGGAAUUCAAAUUAGGCAUUCCAAUGUGGGAAGAGUGCCUGAUGGCAGCAGUGGAAAAAUUUAAUCUGGCAGGAGCUUCUCCAACUGACGUUGCUGUUAUGAUAAAAAGCCAUUGUGCCAAUGAAACUGCCCAAGAAGGAUUUGGUUUCAAGAUCGAUGAGAUUGUUCAGGCAUGGGAUGAGAUGCAUGAUGCAAGAAGGUGGAUAAAUGGUGUUUCAUCUUUCAGACUUGAGCCUUUAUUACGUCGACGAGCUCCGAAGCUGCACCAUAUGUUGGAGCAUGCAUGAUUUAUAAAUGACUUCCUGCAUCAAUUCAGAUUCAAUGGCCAUUGUUGAGAACAGUAUAACUUGUAUUCCUGCCUAUUUUCUGCUUUGCACAUAGACUGAUGAAUGGGACAUCGGUACACGCCAGCCUUGCCAGUAAUCUACCACUAUGAUAUCUGCAUAUGUAUUUGAUUACUGGUGCUUCAGCACCGACUUGGGUUGCCUAGUCUCUCUAUUUAUGUUUCUAUCUUUAUUUCUAGAAACCAUGAUAUUGUAUUCAUAGCUUUGCAUGGUCACCAACUUGGGUUGCCUAUUGUCUCUAUUUAUGUAUCGAUCUUUAUUUCUAGAAACCAUGAUAUUGUAUCCAUAACUUUGCAUGAACAACGAAUGUUUAUGUCGCUCUAAGAGUGCCUCUCCCCUCUAACAAACUUGGUUGCUGCCCUUUCAGGUUAUCUUGCUUGAUGCACUGUAAUAUUCGAUUGUUUGCUUCUUGCAGAGAAGAGUUUGUUUUCUACAAUCAUAUAGCAUAAUUCUUUUUCCUUCCAUGUGCUGGGCUCUCGGGAGCCUAGUCAUGCAUACGACAAUUUGAUAAAUGGUGGUCGUGCAGUCUGACAUUUCCGUCAUCAUCGUGCCCUCUUCGUAUUGGUGGCAGAAGUUUUUUGUUAUUUUUUUGAGAGAGAAAACAUAAUAUACGGCAGUGCUCAUUGUUUCUCAUAUACAAGAUGAUUUGUUUUGUUUGUUUCCAUAAUGCUUUUGGGUAUGUAUUAAACAGACAAGUUAUAUUAUUAUCAGAAGUUUGAAACAGAUCAAAUUACUCUUGUAA
Musa acuminata subsp. malaccensis (wild Malaysian banana) is the source of this 3472-nucleotide messenger RNA. The record is from RefSeq and is a predicted model, not a curated record. NCBI's taxonomy places the organism in Eukaryota, Viridiplantae, Streptophyta, Magnoliopsida, Zingiberales, Musaceae.